GUCCGCUGCCACAGGGCCGUCCUGGCCGCCUGCAGCCGCUACUUCAGGGCCAUGUUCACAGCCGAGAUGAAAGAGAAAUCUGCGCACCAGGUCAGGCUGCCCGGGCUCAGCCACGCCGUGCUGGAAGCCAUCGUGAACUACGCGUACACAUCGCAGAUCCGGAUAACGCAGGGAAACGUCCAGAGCCUGCUCCAGGCUGCGGACCUUCUCCAGUUCGCGGCGGUGAAGGAAGCCUGCGAGCGGUUUCUGGUGCGGCACCUGGACGCUGGCAACUGCGUAGGGAUGCACUCCUUCGCCGAGCAUCACGGUUGCCCAGAGCUGGAAAAAGAGUCUCGGAGGGUAUUGCUAUGGCAGUUCGAAGAGGUGUGGAAGCAGGAGGAGUUUCUGGACAUUGGCAAGGAGAAGCUUUGCUAUAUUCUCUCCAGAGAGAAUCUCAACGUUUGGAAAGAAGAGGCAGCCAUUGAAGCUGUCGUUAAGUGGGUCGCCCACAACGUGGAAGAAAGAAUUGAAGACAUCUAUGAACUGCUGAGCUGCGUCAGAGUAGACUUCGAUAACAUGUAUUUGAGGUCAGCUUUAAGCCUACAAAAAAAAUGCCGACUUAACGACCAUAAGAUAAGGUCACUGAUAUACAGUGCCCUGAAGCCCAGUCCCAAAGGUCUUUCCAGAAGACCCACAGCAGCCAUGUAUGUGAUCGGAGGAUAUUAUUGGCAUCCCUUAUCAGAAGUGCACGUCUGGGAUCCUUUAACCAGCGCGUGGCUCCAGGGAGCAGAGAUGCCGGAUCACACCAGAGAGAGCUAUGGGGUCACCAGCUUGGGACCAGGCAUAUACGUGACGGGAGGUUACAGAACGGAGAGCAUCGAAGCCCUGGACACCGUGUGGAUAUAUAACAGCGAGAGAGACAAAUGGACAGAAGGCUGUCCCAUGCUUGACGCGAGGUAUUACCACUGCGCCGUUUCCCUGAGCGGCUGCGUCUACGCGCUGGGCGGUUACCGAAAGGGAGCUCCCAUGCAAGAAGCUGAGCUCUGCGAUCCUUUAAAAAAGAAAUGGCUUCCUAUUGCAAACAUGAUCAAAGGUGUUGGAAAUGCCACCGCCUGUGUCCUGCACGAAGUCAUCUACGUAGCCGGAGGUCACUAUGGGUACAGGGGAAGCUGCACCUAUGACAAAAUCCAGAGUUACCAUUCGGGUAGCAAGGAGUGGAGUGUAGUCACCACAAGUCCACAUCCAGAGUACGGAUUGUGUUCCAUCGCAUUACAAAACAAGAUCUAUUUUGUGGGCGGACAGACCACGAUCGCAGAGUGCUACGACCCCGAGCAGAACGAGUGGAAGCAGAUGGCUCACAUGAUGGAGAGGAGGAUGGAGUGUGGCGCGGUUGUUAUGAACGGAUGCAUCUAUGUGACAGGAGGAUAUUCCUAUUCGAAAGGAACAUAUCUACAGAGUAUUGAGAAAUACAACCCUGAACUGAAUAAAUGGGAAGCAGUGGGUAAUCUUCCCAGCGCUAUGCGGUCACAUGGCUGUGUCUGUGUGUAUAACGUGUAA
Opisthocomus hoazin is the source of this 1536-nucleotide messenger RNA. It is a transcript of the gene KLHL23, whose product is annotated as kelch like family member 23. Gene Ontology annotation, molecular function: protein binding. NCBI's taxonomy places the organism in Eukaryota, Metazoa, Chordata, Aves, Opisthocomiformes, Opisthocomidae. The record is from RefSeq and is a predicted model, not a curated record.